AUGGCAAGUGAGAAAGAGAGUUUUCUUGUCUUAGUGCAUUGCUUUGGAAAAAUUCAAAGAAGCAAAAAAUACUGUGUGAAGUUCACUGACAGAGAACCGUUGAGUGUAUUUAUCAGUUCAUCAAGCACUUUGUCAGAUAUAAAGAACAGCAUCUUGCAGAAGCUUGGGGUAUUUGGGAGCAAGUGGGUGAAGAAGCUAUUCUAUAAGAUUCCGAUCGCAGUUGUGUCGACCGGUGUUAAGUAUGAUACGUUUGUGAUAGUGGCCGAUGAAGAUAUUUGGGUUCUGUUUCAUUGUGUUAGGAGUUUUCCAGAGGUCAGAAUACACGAGCUGUAUGCGAAGUUGGAGGCUGGUGUCAAUAGUUCUGGGGCAUCAGCUCUGGUUCAUAGCUCGACUGUCGUGGGUGAUGCGUCUAGUUCGAUGCCUGCGGCCGCACCAACUGUUUCGCAGCAGACAUUUGAGGUGGAUACUGGUCGGGGCAUUAUUCACGAUGAUCAAGGGUUCGAGGAACCUGAUCGAGUUGAGAAUGCAAUGCGGGACGAUGAUUUUGACCAGGAGCAUGUAGAUAUAAUUGGGGACAGCGAUAAUGACACAGGUGUCAAUCCACAUACACAGUAUGGCCCUUCAAGUUCUGGCACACAGCAGUACCCUCUGCACUUCUCUACUCUAAACUUGGAGGCUUUGGGGCAACAGGCAGACGGAGGUGCUACUAUUGGUGAUCACCGGCAGCUUGAUUACCACGUUAUCUGUGCGAGGAUUUAUCCGUUGGUUAGGGCGGAUGCUGCGGUAACGGUAAAGGUCUUGCAACAAGCAACAGAAGCCGAUUAUGGGUUCAGGCCUAGUUACAAGAAGGUUUGGAUGGCAAAACAGAAGGAACGACAGCACAUCAAAUUAAACAUGUUAUCCACACAAAAUAAUAAACCAUACAUGGAUGGCAGCGGAAAUCCAAACACAUCAAAACCACUAGGUCUGAGACUAGGAAACCUCCAAAAAUCCAAGACUGUAGUAGUUGUAGUGGCCCAGCCAAGUUCACAACAUUUCGGUUUGUCCCACGACAUAGACAUCUAUACAACCAGGCCAGUGCAGCCGAGCCCCAACUAUAUCUUCCCAAGUCCUCCAUCGAUGCCAAAUAUGGCAACCAGCGAAGUUGAACCCGGUUUGCAUUCUUGUCCGCAAACAGCUGAGAUGACAACAACAUCAUAA
Messenger RNA from Arachis duranensis, 1200 nucleotides. RefSeq lists its product as uncharacterized. Lineage: Eukaryota; Viridiplantae; Streptophyta; Magnoliopsida; Fabales; Fabaceae. The coding region runs from base 1 to 1200 and encodes 399 amino acids. The transcript is spliced from 4 exons. The record is from RefSeq and is a predicted model, not a curated record.